UCUUGGCCAUAUAGGUUGGCGUUAAGGUGUACAUAAUCAUUUUCCAAGUGCAAAAGAUAUCGUUUUGCUCUUGCUUCUUUAGUCGAUUCUCGUGGAAAUGAAAAUAUACUUUAUGAGAAGUUAGGAGGAGUGGUUGUGACGAGUUUGGAGCUCCGAUUUAUCUUUGAUUAGGCUUAGCAAGUUCCGGCUUCGUCAUGGAGAGCUUCAAAGUGACGUAUAUUCUCGCCUUUGUCAUCGGUGGUGCCUUCGUUCUUACAACUGAAGGUGGACCCUACUCUUGGAUGGUCAAGGACGAAUUUGAUCAAGUGAUGGACAAAAUGAACUCCAUCACUCCUGAAAAUUGCCACCACAAACCAGAGGGUGACCUGUUACUUUCCCUAACCUCUGUCACGCAGGUCCCAAAGUUUAAUAAACUUUUGACUGACAUUAUUUUUGCUAACAGAACCAAGUUACUUCACUUGCACAACAUGGCGUUGAACCGUGCUAUGUAUUACAGUUAUAUUAUUCAGUACUUGAGUUUGGCAAACCAGUCUGAAUACCAGCCAGGCUUCUUGUACUAUUAUUUCUCAGCCGCGGCUGACGUAGCGGCCAAUCCAGGCACCAUCAACGGCUCAGGAAUCUUCUACGACAAUAACUUAAUGUAUACAAACUUUUACAAAAGUAUCCGUGUCAACAACACCAUCCCGUUAUUUGGACCUCGGGCUUGGCGGAUUGAAGAUUACAAUGAUCCAACAAAUUGGCUGCGGGAACCUACGAAUCAUACCAUUGAUGUUAUCGAUUACGGAGCCGGUGUGGAAAGUAACUACACACUACCGGGCUACAAAUUCAACCAGUGGUACAAACUUUGGUUACCGGAUAAUGAUAAAUCGCAAGAUUCCCUGACUAAAUACCAGUACCAAAUUAGCACCAAAUAUUCUGAUCGGACUGGCACGUUCCGUAAUGGUGACAGUUUUACAGCGGCAAAGUUCUUCGGGCCCCCAUCACCUGGUGAGAAGGACACAAACAAUAACAUGCCGGUGAAGUUUACGCCGCCAUACUACGAUUGCGGCCGCUCCAACAAAUGGAUUGUGAGCGCGGUCUCUCCCAUUGUUGAUCACUUGGCAAGAUAUCACAAAUGGGAGCAUAUCAAAAGAAAUAGGUUUGUAGCUGUUGCCUCGAUGGAUAUCGACUUCCUAAAGAUUGAUAUCAACCAGUGUCCUGUCAGUAAGGGAAACUCCGAUCCUAACCUGUUUGCUGGAACAGAUAGAUGUAAACAGCAGACAACUAUGUGCGAACCUCACCCAGGCUGGGGCUUCCAGCGUGGAGGUUAUCAGUGCCUGUGCCGUCCAGGGUUUAGGUUACCCUUCUACCAGACAUUGCCAUUCCAAGGGCUCAAUAUUGAGCAGGCCACAGAAAAUGAAUACACCAAUGGUUUUGAUUGUCUCCCAGUUGGAAGAAAACAGGCCCUGCCUGUGGUGGAAGGCUCAACGAUUGUUGAUGGGAGUAGAAAGAGGCGUAGCAUGGACCAAAGGAAAAUCACCAAGGAAGAGCUGCUCCGCAAUGAGCAAUGGUUUGCAGAGCACCUCCUCAACAAAAAGCUGGAGGAACGUCGCAAACGCAGCGCUGAAUAUCGGUCAAGUAUCUACACAAUGGCAAAGGAUCGAUUCUUGAGUGCCGUCAAGCCUAUUGUUGACCAGUGUCGUGAAGAAUUCAAGACAGAGAAGCGCCGCAAAAGGUUGGUCCCAAGAUAUAGCUUCAAUCCCGAUCAGAAGACCCAGUUCUUAGAGCUUGCAGCGCCAUCUCUUGUCGACAAGGUAGAGUUGAGGCGGAAGAAGCGUCUGACGCACAACUAUGGCCAGCAGUUCUUGAGGACUUUGAACCGAGCAAAGGAGAUGGAGAACCCAACUCGCAAGAAAAUCGUGGCGCGUCAUUCUCGUAAGAAGCGCAGCAUCAACACAAUCAGGGAGGCUUUCAACCAGGAGGCGUCGACAAGAAUGAUUGAGUUGUUCGCUCGCAAGGAUUCAAUCACAGGGAGUAACUGCUUGACCAAGAAUGAGGACGAGCUCCAUUUGCCUGGUAACAUAGCCUUCGGAAAAGAAGAGUUCUUCGAGUCCCAGUCCAGAACUGCUCUGCGUCUUGCCCACUUUCUGUCCAUUUUCCUCCAAAACAUUGAUCUUGAAGAAAGGUAUGGUGACCUCGAGGGAGACCACUUCCUCAACAAAGAUCAGCUCUUUGCCGAGGUGGUUGCAAACGUCAUGGCCGAUAAUCGCAUCUUCGCAAGCGGCAUCUACUUCGACCAAGACCAGUACAAGAACGCCACCCACAUCACAGAGUACUUUGCACCCUAUGCAUGGAGAGUUGUAUCUGACGGCACCUCGAGCGGUCUGACCUUCAAAGCCAAGGACAUGGCCGGUCUGAUCAAGGGAAAGGCCAACUAUAUAUUCCAGGAGUUCUACAAAGAUGUAAAAGAUCGUUGGGCAUCGAAUACCUAUGGUCUGGAAAAGUUCACCUUGAAGCCUAUGAUCCGUACAGACGCCAAUGCAACCUCAAUUAAGAAGUUCGAACAUUACCCGAUGUACUACCGAGGCCCGAAGCUUGACGAUGGCCAUUGGACGCCUCCAUAUUUUGAUUGUGGUUCUGUCGGUGGGGAAGUGAAAGAUUGGGUGAUGACCUAUGCCGUCCCGUUCUUUGGUCUCAAUAGCCUAAAGACGACCCUUGAAUUCAAGGGUGUAGUAACUGUAACUGUCAAGUUAGAUGAUCUUGAUCUCCAACAAUGUCCAGAUGAGUUUUACGUUGCCAGUGCUUUCAAGAAUACAGCUCGUUGCGACUACGAGAGCACCACGUGUGUGCCACUGCCAGGCCGCAAGUUCAAGCGUGGAGGGUACAAGUGCGUGUGCAAGCAGGGCUAUGAGUAUCCCUUCGCUGACUUUGCAUGGUUCUACGAUGGCCAGACCAUGGAGGAGGAGUUCAAGAAGAUGCAGGAAGGAAGAAAAAACAGGUACUUUACGUUGAAGUGCCGACCGGCGGGUGCCGGAAUGGUGUCCAUCAGUUGGUUGUUGAUGUCGCUAGCCACCGUCAUUGGUUAUAUCAUGCAGCACUGAGCCAAGGGAUGAACACAUCUCAAUUCAAAUCGGUGCUGCUUUUAUGGCCUUAAUAAUUCUUCAUUGCAAGCCCUCACAUGAGAUAUACUGACUCGUAUUCGGAAGUUUUCCAGCAAAGAGGCCAUUUUGCUUCUUUCCAGCAAAGAAGCCAUUUUGUUUUUAGUAUAGCAGAUUUAAAAAAUAUAAUACUUGUCCAAUUUGAAGUGAAAGUGGUGUUUUAUUAUAGAGCUUUUCAGGCUUGUUGGCAUGACAUACCUUCUAGGUGUUUAUAUAAUCAAGCUAGCCCAGAUCUAAGCAUGUCAAGUGUGGGCACUUUCAUAACUAUGUAUGUGGUACCGGUAUUCAAAGAUCACUUAUCAACAUGUUUGACUACUUAACCCUUUGUGCCACAUUUUCUAUGUCUCAAAAAGCCACACAACUUAACUAACGAAACCUGGUACCUUUUACAGUUCCUAAUGUGAGUCCUUGUCUUCAGAAUAUAAACACACCAAGAAAACUGUCCAUGCAGAAUAGUGAUAAGUCCUUUUCAGGUAGAAAGUGACUACUAGCAGUUUUGUAAAUAAGGUUCACACAGCUACAGUUGGGAUUAAUGAUUGCUCAUAGCUUGUAUAGGGAACCAAGUCUGUUCAUGAUUGCAGCAUGCACAGCUUUCACAGGCGUUUGAUAAUUUCGGAUGUAGGUUAUUGGCUCAACAAUUGUAACCGACCACGAACAUGCCCAAAUGGACCUUGACCUAAUGUGUGCUAAAGAGGGCACUUUCUCCCAGCGACAAUGUCUUGGAUGUAAAUAUUAUUAUCAACAUAGCUGUUGUUCAUGUAUAUAAUCAUUUUGAUAGUGCCACUAUAGAUGUCCGUCAAAAUUGUAUAUCAUGGUUUCUAAAGAUAGUGUCAGACACUAGUUUUCUAUCAAAAUUUUUCACCAGAAGAUAUAUUUGCUUCAUUCUCUCGAAUAUGUUUUCCACACUGUUGUCAAAGUUCGUCAUAUUUCACAUCAUGAAUGGCAUUGUAUUUGUAAUCAACAGUGCAUUGGUUUGUAAAGUGUAAGAUAUAGUCCAUGCAUCUCAAAAGUCAGAGUUAUCUUUUGUCCGUAGAAGUUUCUAUGUGCUUGCAUGUGACUGUCACAGAUUGUAGUUUCUGCUUGAUUUGAAUAUCUGCAAGUUUACAAAAGCGCUGAAGCAGUUGACUGGAAGCUUGUUUGUUUUUUGGUAUAUGUUUAUUUCUAAUAGCAGAAAGCAAUCAGUAAUGACUUCGCUACACGUUUAAAAAGACUGUGCAAAACAGGCGCAUUUUGACAGAAAAAUUAAGAAGACAAGAGGCUAAGUGGAAUACAUUGGUUUUUUGUAAUGAGAGUGUUAAACAUUCUUAGUUCACAGUGAAAAACUGUGUGCAUUCGAUGACGGUAAAACAUUCAGAGGUUUUGAUACACCAGAUACUCUUUGUUCUUAGAGGGACACUCUUUUAGAGAUUUGUUAUGUCCGCUUCAAUUAUGUAUAUUCAUAGCUUGUACUUUAUGUAUCUUUUGACCAAACCGUAUCCUAGUUUUUAGCAAGCCUAUCGUUGGCACGGUUAUAUUUGCUUUGAAAGUUGUGGCGAAAGAAGAAGACCCUUUUCAAUAUAGGCUUGCCAAGCACCAUCAUGUGGGCAGAUGAAUACUAAUAUUGGGUGAUUGCUUUGAUCCAAGAGUGAGAUGAAAUAAAACCGAGUUAAUCAAUGUUGUCUGGACAGUUCUUCUUGUAAACUUAAUUGUCUUUUAGCAUUCUGGCGUUACUAAAUGCCGACUUUCAUCCAGUUUUAGUUCUUUUUUCCUGACUGUGGUGGUGCUGUCUGUUUUGGUAAGGUCUUUGGUCAUACUGUAUAUUGUAAUGCAAGUCGUGCAGUCACAAAGAUUGGUUGUACUAAUAGUAUCAAGUCAACUUGUAGUAAAGGUUUGAUUGUACAAUAAAGAUGAUUAUUAUGUUCUGUUUGUCUAUAGGUUAAAUGAUAAAAUAUUUUAAAUGAUCGAAAAUUGAUUGUGUGAUAUAUGUAAUUGAGGUGUAAAUAUUCGGAAGAUGAAAUUAAUCAAGCUUGUAUAAUGAGAAUUUCGAUAUAAAAAAAUAUAGACUUGUGCAAAAUGUAUAGAAAAACCUUAUGUAUUGAAGGUAUAUUCAGAGACUUCUUUGACACUGUCUGUGCCUGACAACAAGCAGAUGACCAUACAAAUUACAGGGGUCACUUUGCAUUGAGCUCUCAGGAAUAGUAUAACUUAAUGCAUAAGGUUCGUUUUCAUUUUUCCUUUGUGGUAUAAAGUAGAUCUCAUAUGUAACCUUUCAGGAUCUCAAAUUGGCGAGUUCCUGCCAAAUCGGGCUAUUGUUCGCCAAUUCAGUCUGGCUUAGUCGAAUCGGGUGGCAAUGGCCAGUUCAGGCUACAUUUUUAUGGCAUAGCUUGAUCAAUGAGGAUGGCAAAGAUGGCGUGUUCCAACACGUACAGCAUAUCACAUGCAUCAAAAAUGUGCAUUACCUAAAUGUGCAUUGUCGAAUUGGCAGGCGAUGACCCAAUUUGGCCAUUGCCCUUCUCUCUGGGUUCCUUCCCUGACAGGUAACUUCACAUAACUGACUGGCACACAUCAAGCUAUUCUUCUACACGGCACAUUCCUUUUAUAAACUGUCUAUAAGUUAUAAGCAUUCCAUAAACACAAGGGCAUUGCUAUUAUGUGUACUGUGAAACUAUUGGUUUUAACAACAAUUUCUGAAAUCAACCUUGGUAUACCAGGCAAGAACAUUCAAUCGACAAGCCAUAAAAACAUCAGAAAAACGGGUGAACUUCUUGAUGCAGCCCAUGGAUGGCAAUGCCAGGCCAUCCAUACUAUACAAAGGCUCAAAGCUAUUCCUCUAUAUCUCAUUAUUAUCUAUUUGCUUAAGCUUUAUACUUGGGACCUAGUGGUAUUAUUUAUGCUUUUUAUCUGCAAACUAGUUUUCUAAUAUUCCAUUUUAUUGCAUGUAGUUCUUUACUUAUUCUUUAUCCUUGAUUCGCCUUCACUUUAUGUUGUGGCAUUCCCAACACAGAGGUGUUUACCCAAAAAUGUACCUGUUCUAUUGUCACCAAACUUGCUUAUGGCAAAAUUUCCAAUUCUGGACCACGAAGCCUAACUGAUGAUGAUGACAUGUGACGCUGUCAGUGCAGUCUAAACAUUCUGUCAGCUCAAAAAACUCUAAAUUGAAAAUGUACUUUUAGAUUUGCGAAUAAUGCUCCUAUCAUUACAUCCUCAUCUUUAGAACUCCAGCACUCUCACCAUGCGAGGUAAAGACAAGUCUGAAAUUGAUUGAGGAUGGUGACAGCUUGAAUAUCCUCAUACAAAUUGGUAAUUUUUCUCAUCAGUCUUAUCACUGGUCCAACUUUCUUUCAACCCAGGUGUAUUUUUGAAUUCACAUUCACAACCUCCUUAUGUCUACUAUUUUGGACAUCAUCUACCGAAAUUAAGUUGUAAAUUUCAACUAAAUUGAUUGAUUCAUGCUACUAUAGUUAUGUAUUGUGGCAUAUAUAAUGAUGUACACUUCAUAGUCUAUAUUUGUAUACCCAAACAUUCCAUUUAAUAUGUGAUGUAUUUUAUUGUGCAGCAAAUACACUUUUAUAUACUCCAU
Messenger RNA from Lineus longissimus, 6696 nucleotides. RefSeq lists its product as uncharacterized. The record is from RefSeq and is a predicted model, not a curated record. Lineage: Eukaryota; Metazoa; Nemertea; Pilidiophora; Heteronemertea; Lineidae. The coding region runs from base 195 to 3080 and encodes 961 amino acids. The transcript is spliced from 9 exons.